This is a messenger RNA of Spizellomyces punctatus DAOM BR117, 4075 nucleotides long. RefSeq names its product SKI complex RNA helicase subunit SKI2. The record is from RefSeq and is a predicted model, not a curated record. Gene Ontology annotation, biological process: nuclear-transcribed mRNA catabolic process, 3'-5' exonucleolytic nonsense-mediated decay. The coding region runs from base 34 to 3975 and encodes 1313 amino acids. NCBI's taxonomy places the organism in Eukaryota, Fungi, Chytridiomycota, Chytridiomycetes, Spizellomycetales, Spizellomycetaceae. The transcript is spliced from 29 exons. Gene Ontology annotation, cellular component: Ski complex. Gene Ontology annotation, molecular function: RNA binding; RNA helicase activity; ATP binding.
GCCGUAUCGUUUUUGUUUGUUUGGUUUACAGCCAUGGCACAAGCUGCUGGUGAACAAAACUUUUUGGACCUUUUAGCAGAACUGGAAAAGCAACCUCCAGGGUCUGCACCUGCCGUAGAAAACCGAAUACCGUUUGAUUUUCUUGAGCUUGGACGCUCAGGGGAUGUUGCCAUUGUACCGGAUGAGGAAAGGCACAGGCAGUUGGGUGUGCCACACGAGAGGACGACUCUUCCACUGGGUCUCGGCCCUUUCGAUGCGGAGACGGUUGAUGAUAUUAAAAGCGACCUUGCGCAAAAGUAUCUUAUGCCAAAACCAACUCUAGACGAUGACAUGUUAGAUAGAGCUCAACGUUUCGUGGAUCGGGAACCAGAUUGGUUGAGCCUACUUCAUGUUGAGCCUUCAAAGCGGCGGACGGACUUGAAGAUCAAACGCGAUGUUGUUACAGGGGAAUUGGACUUCUGGAACUGGGAAGAGGUCAUUCUUCCUGACCAUGCACUUACAGCAAAGAACUCCACUUCAGUUCACCGCGAACCGGCGGGAAUCUCGGACUUCGUGAGAGGACAUCCCACAAAUUUGCCCUUUGCCCCAGGUGGGCUGGAAGCAGUGACACUGGUCGAAGAUGAGCCCCUGGAAGAGCUGGAAAAGCAGUUGGAGGAAUUAUUAAAGUUUGACGAAGAUGACCUCCUCAUGGUACCGCCUGGAUUCGAUCGUGGCCUGAUAUUAAAUGACCAAGCUCCAAUGAUCGCAGCGCCCAGAAAGACGAUGCUCAACAUUCAAGAGAUUCUGACUGGUGGAGACGAUUUGGCAUUCGAAUUUCUUAAGGAAGAAGGAGUGAAUAUGCCUACCGAGCCGGAAGCGACAUCUCAACAGGAGGAGAAGAUCUCACCCUCCACCGAGGAGGGAAACGAGGUAGACGAACUCCUUCCAGAUAAGCCGGAAGGUCUACCCCUUCCUCCACCGAGACCCAAGGCCAUUGCACACAAAGAAUGGGCGCAUGUUGUGGAUAUCAAUAACGACUUUCCAGACUUUUACGACCUUGUGCCGGAACUUGCGCAUGAGUUUCCAUUUGAACUCGACGUUUUCCAGAAGCAAGCAGUGUACCAUCUUGAAAAUGGUGAUUCAGUGUUCGUUGCUGCACAUACUUCCGCUGGAAAAACGGUGGUGGCUGAGUAUGCGAUUGCGUUGGCUCAAAAGCAUAUGACUCGUGCAAUUUACACAUCGCCCAUCAAAGCCUUGAGUAAUCAAAAGUUUCGCGACUUCCGCACCACGUUCGAGGACGUGGGAAUCCUUACGGGCGAUGUGCAAAUCAAACCUGAAGCUAGUUGCCUUGUCAUGACAACAGAGAUUCUGAGAAGUAUGUUGUAUCGGGGGGCCGAUCUGAUUAGGGAUGUGGAAUUUGUCAUUUUUGAUGAGGUCCACUAUGUGAAUGAUAUUGAGCGGGGUGUCGUGUGGGAAGAGGUCAUCAUCAUGUUACCCGCCCACGUCAAUCUCAUUCUAUUGUCGGCAACUGUACCAAAUACCAGAGAAUUUGCAGACUGGGUUGGGCGAACAAAGAAGAAGGAUAUUUAUGUGAUAUCCACGGCGAAGCGGCCUGUUCCACUUGAACAUUUCUUAUACGUACCGCCCUCAGAUAAAGAUUUACAUAAGAUUGUUGAUGCUCAAAAGAAGUUCUACGUCAACGGGUGGAAGACGGCUCAGGAUGCUUUAACGGGACGAAAGAAGGAAGUACCUAGAGUGGCUCCUGGUGGUGCUGCACCCCGUGGUGGCCGAGGAGGUGCUCGAGGAGGUGCUCGGGGAGCUCACAGAGGCGGAGGGGGAAGCGGAGCAAAUUUUGUAAGCGCAGGAGGUGGACGUGGAGGAGGACCAAAUGCUAGGGCUUCGGGACAGACGGAUCGCAACAUGUACGUCCACAUGCUUGGACUCCUCAAAAAAAAGCAACUUCUUCCCGUGAUUAUCUUCACGUUCUCCAAGAAGAGAUGCGAAGAAUAUGCCAAUGGACUUGUCAAUGUCGACUUUACGAGCGGUGCUGCAGAGAAGAGUGAGGUGCAUGUUUUUAUUGAGAAAUGCGUGUCGAGGCUGAAAGGAACCGAUAAAGAGUUGCCGCAGAUUUUGCGAAUGCGAGACCUGCUGAGUCGCGGGAUUGCGGUACACCAUGGCGGCUUGUUACCCAUUGUGAAGGAGAUGGUGGAGAUUCUCUUCACUCGUGGACUGGUGAAAUGCCUGUUUGCUACAGAAACCUUUGCGAUGGGCGUCAAUGCUCCAGCCCGUUGCGUUGUCUUCUCUUCGAUAAGAAAACACGACGGCCGGUCGUUCCGUGACCUGUUACCUGGUGAGUAUACCCAAAUGUCUGGCAGAGCUGGGCGACGUGGACUGGAUGAUACCGGAGUCGUGAUUGUGGCCUGUAACGAUGAAGUCCCUGACACUACCACACUCCAAAAGAUGCUCCUUGGUCCUCCCACGAAGUUGGAGUCACAAUUCCGCUUAACUUAUAACAUGAUCUUGAACCUCCUCCGUGUGGAAGCGCUCAAAGUGGAGGAAAUGAUUAAGCGCAGUUUCUCUGAAAAUGUUGCUCAAAAGCUGCUACCGGAACAACAGAAACUGCAUGCUGAGACGACCCAAGCGCUUUCGACGCUUGACAGACUCGCCUGCGCGAUUUGCGGACCUGACAUUUACCAAUACUACGAUCUGUCAAGUCGGAUAGUGCUGCUUCAGCACGAGCUCCGUGAGAGGAUCAUUAAAACUCCAGUUGGCGCAAAGGCGCUAGCCGUUGGCCGAGUUGUUGUCGUCAACAGCAGUUUUUACAGGAAUUCUGUCGCUGUGAUUCUUGGUACAGGAGCAGCUCUUGAGGGAGGAAGAUCGUUGCCGACGAUGGGCACUCGUGGCGCGGACUCAGAUAGGAGCUAUGCAGUUCUGAUUUUGACCAUGGCGCGGGAGGAGCAUCCAGUUUCUACUUUUAAAGAUAUGGCGCCAUUGCCAGUGACGCGUGUAUCUGUUCCCCCAAUCGGAAGAAUCGACCAGGUGGUUACCACCGUUCCCUAUACAGAUAUUGCCGUCAUUACAAAGUUGCAGAUAAAGGUGGACGCGGACAUCAUCUUGAAAAGACGGGACCGGGAUGAAAUGUCCAGAUCUGGGCAGCAGCUUCUCCGGUUGGCUGAAGAGAUGAACGAGGGUGUGGAGAUCCCGGAGCACGACUGGAGCAAGAUGCGGGACCUCGACUUUCAAGAACGAUAUCGAGAGAAGGAGUCUCUGAUGAGACAGCUGGACUCCUUCCAGUGUGUCCGAUGUCCUGAUUUAAUUGAACACUACGCACAAGUUUACAACGAACGGCUGUUACAACAGCAAGUUGCAGAACUCGCGCACUCGAUUUCCGACCAGAAUCUUGAGUUACUUCCGGAUUAUCAUCAACGAGUAGAUGUUCUCAAGGUUUUGCGGUUUGUGGACGAGAACGGGACAGUGACGAUCAAAGGACGCGUGGCCUGCGAGAUAAACACCGCAGACGAACUCAUUUUGACAGAGUUGAUCCUGGACAACGUGCUUGCCGAAUACGAACCUGCUGAGAUUGUUGCGCUAUUGAGUUGCUUUGUCUUCCAGGAGAAGACCCAGAGUGAGCCAGUUUUGACUCCCAGAUUGGAAACGGGAGUCAAAACCAUCAUUGAAAUUGGCACCCGAGUCGCAGAAGUGCAACGUAAUUGCGGACUAGAUGUGCGCUUGGAAGAUGUGAUGGCGGGUCUGAAAUUUGGAUUGGUGGAGGUCGUCUAUGAAUGGGCACGUGGAUUACCUUUCAAACAUAUCACAGACUUGACAGACGUACUGGAAGGUUCCAUCGUCCGCACCAUUGUACGGUUGGAGGAAACUUGUCGUGAAGUGCAGGGGACAGCUCGCCUCAUUGGUGACGCUAGUUUGUACAAAAAAAUGGAAGAGGCUAGGGAGAGCAUUAAGCGAGAUAUCGUAUUUGCAGCUAGUUUAUACUUUUAAAUCAUGAUUAGCUAGACUAUACUUUCAAAUCAUGAUCAAGGAUAGGUGUCAUUUACAUAUAUUCAUGGACACUGUCUAAAUUUACAUUCCAAAUAUUCGU